AUGCACCUCAAUCUCGGAUUCAUCCUGGGACUCACAUCGUUAGCGACCGCGGCAUUUUCCACGACUACCCGUGAGCGCGAUAUUGUCAACCAUCGACCCACGCGACCUCCUUCAUAUCCUCUGGCUGUUAGGAAUCCGUACCUCUCAACAUGGAUGCCCAGCGACCAAGUACAGACACUGCCAUAUGCAGAACCCCAGUUCUGGGCUGGUCAGAGCCUGACCUGGUCCAUUAUGGCGCGAGUUGACGGCCAGGCGUAUAGUCUGAUGAGUAUCACGAAUCCUGGCGACAGGAUCCGCCCUGCUAUUGUGCGAACCGCUGAGUAUACUGCAACACAUUCUGUAUUUACGCUUUCUGCUGGUCGAGUUAUCUUUACGUUGGACUUUUUCUCUCCGAUAUCUCCGUCUAAUUAUUUAAGGCAUUCGCUUCCAUUCAGUUAUUUGACUGUGAGUGUCUCCGAGGCCAAUUCAAAUGACAUCCAGAUAUAUACAAGUAUCGAUGGCAGAUGGGCUGGGAGAGAGCAAAACACCGCGCGCAGCUUCCAUCGGGACGGCUCCACGUUGGCAUAUGCUCUCAAAGUGAAGGAUGCAGUUCCAUAUACCGAACAAAGCGACAUGGCUACUUGGGGUGAAGCUAUCCUUUCGUCGCAGCGGACUUCUCAAUCAAAGCUUUCCUUUUCUUCGGGGAAGCGCGGAGAGGUGCGCUCCCAGUUCGUUAACCACGGAAAGUUGUCUGGUAAAGACGACACCUGGGUCCCUGGCGAAAUCGUUGCGUUUGCCCAUGAUCUUGGAGCUGUUAGUGGGAAUCAUUCUGUAAAUUUCGCGGUGGGAUAUGUGAGGGAAAAGGCCAUCAAUUACCUAGGGAAGCCGUACACAGGUUACUACAGGGCCGAAUACCCGGAUACUUAUAAAGCGUUAUCGCACUUCUUCGAAGAUUACCCUGCUGCGGCUCUCGAAUCCGAUAUCGUCGACUCUGUGAUGGAAUUGCAGGCCAAGAAUGUAGGCGGUACUAAGUACGCUGAUAUUGUCUCCCUCUCGGCUCGCCAGGCAUGGGGAGGGCUUGAUUUGACCAUACCCAACGACUCACUGGACGCAGACGACGUGCUGGCGUUUGUCAAGGAGCUCUCCAGCAACGGCAAUCUCAACACGGUAGACGUCAUCAUGCCUGCACUUCCUAUAUACUACGUUAUGGAUCCAGACUAUAUCCGCCUUUUGCUGGAACCAAUGAUGCGCUACCUUGCUGCUGGCCGUUGGCAGCAGCCGUACGUGAUCCAUGAUAUGGGCGCGCACUACCCCAACGCCAUUGGUCAUGAUGACCAAAAGGCAGAACCAAUGCCUAUUGAGGAGUGCGGAAAUCUAAUGGUUCUCGUUCUGGCCUACGUAAGGGCAACUGGUGACAAGGCCUGGGCAGACCAGUACAUCCACCACUUGCGAAAGUAUGCGGACUACUUGGUUGAAAACAGCAUCGACAUUGAACUGCAGCUGUCCUCCAACGAUGCUGCAGGCCCUCUCGCCAAUGAAACCAACCUUGCGAUAAAGGCGGCAGUUGGGCUCAAGGCAUUUGGAGAACUAAGCGGGCUCACCGAGUAUUCGCGGAUCGGCGAAGAGCGCGCCGAGCUCUUCUUCACCCAGGGCCUUGGGACCGACGAGGGAAAAUCUCAUUUCGUUCUGCAGUACCCUAAUGAGCCUGCGUCAUGGAAGACUCCGUACAACCUAUUUCCGGACGUGCUGCUCAACCUCGAAACGUUCCCCAGGGAAGCCUAUCAGAUGGGAGACACGUUCUUCAAGGGCGUCCGUGCGGAGUACGGCGUUGCAUUGGACAACCGGCAGGACUGGGCCAAAUCUGACUGGAACAUGUGGCUGGCGGGCACGUUCGGCGACAAGACCACUCGCCGCGAGUUCAUCCACGAUCUGUGGGCAUACAUGUCCAAUGGCAAACACAACUGGCCAUUCUCCGAUCGCUAUAUCGCCACAUCAGCCCAGGGUAAUGAGCCCGGGCGUCCUGUUCUGUGUCGCGCGCGACCGACAGUGGGUGGCCACUUUGCCUUAGUUGCGCUACAGGGCCCCAAGUGUCUGCAAGCUGCGGUGGCGCGAGAGCUCGAGGAUGCGCAGAAGGCAUCCGAGAUAGUAAGAGAGGAUCUGUAG
This is a messenger RNA of Aspergillus puulaauensis, 2142 nucleotides long. RefSeq names its product putative glutaminase. The coding region runs from base 1 to 2142 and encodes 713 amino acids. NCBI's taxonomy places the organism in Eukaryota, Fungi, Ascomycota, Eurotiomycetes, Eurotiales, Aspergillaceae. Gene Ontology annotation, biological process: carbohydrate metabolic process. The record is from RefSeq and is a predicted model, not a curated record. The transcript is spliced from 2 exons.